This is a messenger RNA of Sesamum indicum (sesame), 1811 nucleotides long. RefSeq lists its product as uncharacterized. Gene Ontology annotation, cellular component: SCF ubiquitin ligase complex. The record is from RefSeq and is a predicted model, not a curated record. Gene Ontology annotation, biological process: SCF-dependent proteasomal ubiquitin-dependent protein catabolic process. Gene Ontology annotation, molecular function: protein binding. Lineage: Eukaryota; Viridiplantae; Streptophyta; Magnoliopsida; Lamiales; Pedaliaceae.
UAGAUAAAGACUUGUUAAUUGUCCUCGUCACCAUCGUAUCAUUAUCAUCAAUCAAUCAUCAUCAGCAUAAAGACAGAAAUAAAAGAAGCAAGCAAAUGUGAAAGGAGAGGAAAAGGGAAAGACUCUUGGGAAAUGGAUGAGCUUCUCUGCGAUGAGCUUAUCCAAGAAGUCUUCUACCGCCUUCCCCCUUCCUCCUCCUCCGCCGUCUCCCUUGUCUCCAAGCGCUGGUGCCGCCUGCUCCGCUCCUCCACCACCUCUAUUUCCCUCUGCUUCCCCCCUCCCCACAACCCCACCACCAUCGCUUCUUUAUCCGCCUUUCUUUCCCACCACCCCUUUCUCUCUUCAGUUUCUCUCGCCGGCGACUGCCCUGACUUCGGCGAUCCUCUCCUCCUCGCCGUUGCCUCUUCUUGCCCCAACCUCCGGAAACUCCGCUACUUGACCUCCCCAGUUUCGUACUUUUCUCUUUCCACUCUCUCAAUCUCUUGUCUUCAUCUCUCGUCAAUUGCUAUCACUAUCUCAAGGCCUCUGUCUUUCCAUUGGUUGCCGUCGUUUAAUUCCUUAAAAUGCCUAUCGCUUUUCUUGGUAAGCCCUUCAACAGAAUUUGAUAAUCCCGAAGUCAAAGAAAUGAGAGAUUCUGUCUUUGAUUCGGAGUUGAAUUUGGAAAGCCUUUCCUUGUGUGGAAUCUUGCCCGGGGAUAGUGGGCUUAGCUACCUAUGGAGAAACUGUAAGAAUGUAAAGAAACUGCGGCUGAAGAGCUGCGAAAGCCUUGGAGAUUACUCAUCCUUUUCUUGUUUCUCCAAGUUCUUAAGUGGUCUUAAAGAACUGGAGCUGAGAACUUGUAGGAGUAUUUUCAAUGGGGUGUUAUUGAAAUUGGCUGAGAACUGUGUUUCUCUUGAUUCGUUGUUGGUUUAUGAUGGUGGCAGCGGAGAGGGUUUGCUCCAAUUCAUUAAUCAGUGCAAGUGCAGUUUAAGGAGGCUAGAUUUGAGGUUGCCUCUUGAUCUUGAUAACUCCCAUUUAAUUGCCUUAGCUGAGAAUUUGAACUUCAGGGGCUUGGUGAGUUUAAGGUUGCAAAGUUGCUGUUUUGUUACUGGUGAGGGGUUAAAGGUUCUUGCCAGGGCCAUAGGUAAUGUGCUAGAGGAGCUUGCUUUGAUCAACUGUGAUAUGGUGGAGAGGGAAUCCGGUUUGUUAGCUGCUCUAGGACAGGAUUUGAAGAGGUUGAGGAAAUUGGACUUGUCGUACAAUGACAUGCUGCUUGAUAAGGAGCUUGUGUCGAUGCUGGUUUCAUGUAAUUGUUUGGAUGAACUGAAGUUGAGGGGUUGUGCAAGGUUGUCCAAUGCAGCUGUGGAUUCGAUGGUUAGAAGCUGCAAGCAGUUGGAGAGCGUCGAUAUAACUUAUUGCUGUGGUAUUGAAGUUGAGGGAGUUGAAGCUCUUGUGUUGAACUCCCUGCGGUUGAGACGACUUAAGGUGGAGCAAAGCAAACUUUCUGUGGAUGCUAGGACACGGACAGCGGAUAAAUUCAUUGAGGUUGUCUAUUGAUAGGUGAUUUGGCUAUCAAAGAAUUAAUACAGCUGACGAGCAUCUUCUCAUGGUCUUUGUUGCUAUUGUACAAAGCCAAAGGGGUAUAUAUUCUGUGGCGUUAUUACUUGUGCAGUUAUCUUCCUCGUGUUGAUUGUGUGCUGUAAAAUUGGUAAGAAUAUUUAUUUUGCCCUCAUCAACAUAAGCACCUUUGUUGUAAUCAUACGGUGGACUAUUAUUACAUGAGGGACAAACUCAAGUUGUAUAUUAAAUUUACUCUGCACAUGUUUUAAACA